AUGCCCCUACUGCUAUCUAUUUCUGAAAACAAAAUUAAACAGUAUGAAGAAUAUAUAGAAAUAUACAAUUGUUUGAAUAGUUUACAACCAAAUCUUUGUAUUGUUCUAUCUAGGCAAGUGAAAUCAAGUUAUAAGAAAUUACUCUAUAGCCCUCUAACUUUCACAAAAAGAUCGCUCUAUUCGAUUCUUUUACUAUUGAACAGCUUUAAACCUUGUACUGAUCAAGAUUUUAAUCAACAAUCUAAUUCAAAUAAUGUAUUUGUCAAAGUUUUGAGGAAACUUUUUGAUAAAAUAGGAAAACUACAAGAUUUAUCCAACAAUCUUUUGCAGAAACACGAAUCUUUACAAAGCACCAAAGUUAUUGAAGACCAAGUGUAUUUGAAACAAUAUAUAGAGAAUGUCCAUGAACUUAGAAUUAGACUACAUACUUUAUGUCGUCGAUGGAUAAUCCAGUCAAUAUUGCGUUUAGAUUAUCUUUAUAUUUGUUUGCUAAAUUCUAUCAAAGUAGACUCGCUAGCUAUUGUAAAUCAAGCAGCAAAUAUAUUGAAAAGUUAUGAGAUCCAUCAGAUGCUAAAUAUUGUAAAAAGCCUAAUUUAUGAGGAAAAGAGUGCUGGACUAAUGGUUCAGGAUAAUUUACUAAACGAUGCAGUUACAUCUCUUAGACUCCAAACUGUAUUAAGGAAGAUUAUUACAGAACAUCCUCUUUCUAUUCUAAAUCCCAAACUAAUGACUGAAUUUGCAACUUUGAUCUGUAGUGGUAAACUAACUCCAGACAUUGAGUCUAUUAUAUGUUUGGAUAAUUCGAACUCAGUGGCAUCUUCUAAGCAAGUUAAUUACACAUCAAAACCUUGGAUAUCUGAGAUGAUAGCAGAUUCUACUAUGGAAACUCAUAUUAGUAGCGACAGUGAUGAAUAUUACUCAGAUACAGAGGAGGAAUAUCGGAAGUCUAUACUUCUAGAGAGUAAUGCAAGUAAAUUGCAGAGUAAUAAUAAGCUAGACAGCUUAACUAACAAUAGUGCAAUAUAUUUACAAGAUAAGAAUGACACUCUAAACAACCCCAGGUCACACCAGAAAUCCUCCAUGAAAUCUGAUAAUAUGAGGAUUAGAAGAAAUCAGAAAUCAGCUAUUUUAAGGUCUAUUAGGAAGACUAAAAGCUCUAGUGUAUUUCCGGACUUUAAAGAUGGGAGUCUUAACAAAUCUUCCGUGAGAUUAGAUCUAACUCGGAAGCUACUCAAGACUUUAGCUUCCGAUAAUAUAAAAUAG
Messenger RNA from Cryptosporidium muris RN66, 1263 nucleotides. RefSeq lists its product as uncharacterized. The record is from RefSeq and is a predicted model, not a curated record. Bases 1 to 1263 code for a protein of 420 amino acids. The transcript has a single exon. NCBI's taxonomy places the organism in Eukaryota, Apicomplexa, Conoidasida, Eucoccidiorida, Cryptosporidiidae.